Molecule: messenger RNA, 3547 nt
Organism: Paramormyrops kingsleyae
Lineage: Eukaryota; Metazoa; Chordata; Actinopteri; Osteoglossiformes; Mormyridae
Gene: rubcn
Product: rubicon autophagy regulator
Biological process (GO): negative regulation of endocytosis; negative regulation of autophagosome maturation
Cellular component (GO): early endosome; late endosome
Molecular function (GO): phosphatidylinositol phosphate binding
Source: RefSeq, a predicted model, not a curated record
GAGGGAGGAGCAGCGUGAGUGUAGGCGGUGGCGCAUUCCAGACUUUGACAGCUACUGAGAGUCGGCGAGGCGAUGGAGUAGCGCGGACGCCGAUGUCCAGCAGAAAGCGCCUCACCAUCGCCGUGACGAAGUGCCCGGCGCCGACCGACCAGCCUAUUUUAAAAGUGGACCGGCGGGCGGCUUUGACAGCACAAUUUGCUUCUGAGUGGGAGGUGAAGGAAGUCGGAGGUGAUAUUCAUCCCCCCCCCACCCCACCCCACCAAGUGCCGAUCGCGGCACACAGAUGCAAUCAUGGAGAUUACAGAUGUAGAGGCCGGCGAACACAGGCGAGAGCGCUGGAAGCUACUCUCCAGCCUGAAGACCACGGUGGAGGGCCUGCUGUCCACCAACAACCCCAACGUGUGGUCCCGCUACGGCGGCCUGCAGCGGCUCCAUAAGGACUUCAACAACAUUCUGAGCCAUGGCCUCAAGCAGGAGCAGGUUUACAGUAAACAGAAGGAUUUCUGGCGGUUUGUUUGGUGCAUCCGUCAGGUCAGCCCCCACCUGGCUGUUCACGUCGAGCAGUUCAGCCAGCUGGAGCCGGUGCUGGGUAGCGGGGCCGUGGGCGUGGGGGAGGCGCACAAGGCAGAGCGCUGGCUGCUUCACAGUCUGCAGGUCCACUGUCUGUCCGGCCAGCUGCGGCCGCUGCUGAAAUGCGCCGCCAACACACGCAAGUUCUACAACGAUGAGGCCUUCCUAUUGAGCGAGCCCCAUGUGGCAGCCAUGUUCCAGUGCCUGGAGGCCGUGGAGCAGAAUGACCCCCGGCUGCUGGCCCUCGUGGACACGGGCAUGUUGUCGUCCCUAAGGGAGCCGCUGCCCGGCCUGCCAAAGAGUCACAGCCUCUGCAUGUUGCCUUUGGCCGGUGGGGGGGGGCUGGGGGGGCUACCACCACGGUGCCUCACUGUCUCCCAGUCGUCCCUGCAGGACGACCACGCAGGGUCCCUUCUGUCCGACGCUUCCUCUGGGGCGCCCUGGGCAUGCAGAUCUGGCCAGCGAGGACCUCCUGAUUGGACCAGCUCCCCACCAGAGCCCCAGAUCUCUGUGAUGGAGCCGGGCCCGACUCAGCCGGGAGACGUUACGGACUCGGCGGACGGGGACCUGGACGACGGACCCGAGUACCUGGCGAUAGGGAACCUCGGCCGGCGGAGGUGGCGGUGUGACUCUGCCGGCUCCGCCUCGGGCGUGGUGGGGGAGGGACCAGCGACCCGGUCUACCUCGGCCACCCUGGCCCCACCGCCGGUCCGCCGCUCCUCGUUCACGGAGGGCCAGGGGACAUCUGUCCGCAGCGGCCGGGGACACAGCCGGUCCCUUUCCGACACCGGGGUGGCCCUGAAGCACAGUCAAGGAGGGAGACACAGGAACAUCACCGUUAUAGUAGAGGAUCCUAUAGCAGAGUCGUCUUCCUCCUCGAAUGGACGUGCGGCGAAAGAGCGCGGCUCCUUCUCGGCCUCGAGCAGUGACGCCGGCACCCUUGGCUCCCUCUACAUGGAGUCCGAGGGCUCCCAGUACAGCGGCACUUCGGACAGCAUGUUCCGACGGCCCUCCAAAGGUCAGAGCCUCAUCAGCUACCUCUCAGAGCAGGACUUCGGCAGCUGCGCCGACCUUGAGAAGGAAAAUGCCCAUUUCAGCAUAUCGGAGUCGCUGAUCGCCGCCAUCGAGCUGAUGAAAUGUAACCUGCGCCGCCGGCCGCGGGCGGGGGAGGAGGAGGAGGAGGAGGAGGGCGACAGCGACUGCGAGAUCCAGCAGCUGAAGCAGAAGAUCCGUCUGCGCAGGCAGCAGAUCCGCAGCAAGCGCGACGUGCGGUCGCAGAGAGCCUUCACCUCCACGGACAGUGCCUCAGGCCACAGCUCCCAGAAUUCUGUGCACCUGUCUGAGUCCAACUCCAGCGAGGACGUCGAGGAGUGCGAGCUGAAAGAUGACAGCGAGGGCGGUUCCCUGCUGGUGGUGUCCCGGAACGGGCUUUCUCUGUCACUCGCCUCUCUAUUCUCAGACGCCGACGUCAGGCGGGGAGUGGCCUGCACCUCUGCCACCAGCAGCGGCAGAUCGUUCCUGAGCUCUGAGUCCAUUUCGCCCUCCCUCCUGCAGUCCAACUCGGCCGAGUCCGUGGCCAUGGGUUUGCUGCGUCAGUUCGAGGGGAUGCAGCUGCCGGCCGCCUCCGAAUUCGAAUGGCUGGUUCCGGAGCAUGAUGCCCCUCAGAAGCUGCUGCCCCUCCCCAAAUCCCUGCCCAUCUCUCCCGACGACGGGGAGCACGCUGACAUCUAUAAACUGCGGAUCCGGGUGCGAGGGAACCUGGAAUGGGCUCCUCCCAGGCCUCAAAUCAUCUUCAACAUCCACCCUGCGCCUAAGAGGAAGGUGGUAGUGGCCAGGCAGAACUACCGGUGCGCCGGCUGUGGGACCCGCGUCGACCCAGAUUUCAUUAAGAGGCUGCGCUACUGCGAGUACCUGGGCCGCUACUUCUGUCAGUGUUGCCACGACAACGCCCAAGCCGUGGUGCCCGGCCGGGUGCUGAAGAAGUGGGACUUCGGCAAGUACCCCGUCAGCAACUUCGCCAGGGACCUGCUGGGCAAGAUCGCCAACGACCCGCUCUUCAACCCCAACGACGUCAACGGCGGCCUCUACAAGAAGGUCAAGGCGCUUGAAAGCGUGCGGCUCCUGAGGCUGCAGCUGUCCCACAUGAAGGUUCUUCUGAAGACGUGCCGCUUCGCUACAAAGCUGCUGGAUCAGUUCGACGCCAUCCCCUGCCACCUGACCGAGGACCUGCACCUCUUCUCUCUCAACGACCUCAAGGGCGUCCGCAAAGGCGAGCUGGGCCCACGGCUGCAGGAGCUGCUCCGCCAGGGCACGGCGCACGUGGCGGACUGCGUGCUCUGCCAGGCUAAGGGCUUCGUCUGCGAGUUCUGCGGCAACGACCAGGACAUCAUCUUCCCCUUCGAGCUCAGCAAGUGCAGAGCAUGCGAAGAGUGCCACGCCUGCUACCACCGGGCCUGCUUCCGGGUCGGCCUGGGCUGCCCCCGGUGCCGGCGAUUCGCGGAGAGGAGGGAGAAGCUGGCCAGGCGGAACAUGGAGGACCAGGAGGACGAGGGCGGGGGAUAGGAGGCGUGAGGAGAGGAGGCGCGCAGAAGGAUGCUGGCGCGACGUGGACUCGUAGCCAUGCCGUGGGACGGCCCUCUACCCCUGGCCCUUUGACUCUAACCUUUAUCUUUCCAAACGGACACUCAGAAGUGCGCCCCCUAGCUGCAACAAGUUAUUUUUAACUGAUUUGUCUUGGCUUCUGGGGCCUUUCUCUGCCUGUGGUAGAAAUUACACAUCAAGAGGAACCUGCUCAAUAUUUUAGUAUUCCUGAAUUUUAAGAAAUAUAUAUAUAUAUAUAUAUAUAUAUAUAUAUUUAGAUGCAGUUUAUUCAGAUAUUAUAUAUUUGUCUGUAGAAAUGCUUUACCAACCUGAAAGUGUGAGGUUUGCUCUCACUGAAGGUUAUUGAUGUGCUGAGUGACCUUGAAGCCCAUGAUGA